GAAACUAUUGUACAACUGUAUUAUGUCACGAAUAUGUGUACCUAGUCUAUGACGUGUUGACUUCCAGGAACUGGUUUCUCCAUCUAAACAACGAACAACCUCAUUCACCACUUAAAUUUCGUCUGUCGAAUCUUGCUAUUUACAUCCCCUUAAAUUGAUAUCCAACAUGUAUAUCCCAUCAGCGCAGAGUGUCCUAACCGCAGGCUUAGCUUUGAGCGGUGUUCUCAACGAACCUCGUACCGUAAUUGACGGCUCAGUUCUCGACUAUACAGUCGAAAAGUGCAAAGACAGCGAAGGCCACACGCGAUGCUCGAAGCCAUUUGUUGUUACUAAAUCAACAUGCUACCAACUAGAAUGGCGCACAGAGGGCGCGCUAACGCAUACUACGGCUGAAGUACGCGAUGCUGGGUCUGGUGAAUUGGUGUUUUAUCGGGAUACCAAUGGCGAUUGGACCCCGGAGAAGGGAGAGCUCGUUUAUCUCGACUUCAAGCCGAAGGUUCCGGCUACGGGGAACCAGACUGUUCACUACGUAGUCAGGACUUGCGAGUGAGGUCUGAUUGGCCUAUUGACGGUGUUACUUUAUUUCAGGACGAACGGGAGAAUUCUACCGGGUUUGCGAAAUUGAAAACGAUCGAUAGUUUAUUUUUAUUUUUUAAGGUACAAUAUGGCGUUCGAGUCUAUUUUGUUAUAUGGCGUCGCUUGUACCUUAAUGCACUUCAACAUUAACUCGGUAGGAGGAAAUU
This is a messenger RNA of Hypoxylon trugodes, 743 nucleotides long. RefSeq lists its product as uncharacterized. The record is from RefSeq and is a predicted model, not a curated record. Bases 167 to 550 code for a protein of 127 amino acids. The transcript is spliced from 3 exons. Lineage: Eukaryota; Fungi; Ascomycota; Sordariomycetes; Xylariales; Hypoxylaceae.